Paramecium sonneborni is the source of this 1772-nucleotide messenger RNA. The record is from the annotation of a GenBank genome assembly. NCBI's taxonomy places the organism in Eukaryota, Ciliophora, Oligohymenophorea, Peniculida, Parameciidae.
UAUGGAUCCCAGAUCAUAAAACAAUUCUGAGAAUUAAAUUCAUGGUGAUGAUAAUGAAGAUUAAAGAUCAGGGGAUGAAGCAGUAUUAAUUAAAUAAAUUUUAAGGAUAAGUUAAACAAUUUCAAACACAAUAUUAAUGAAGGUGGAGAAGUAAUCCAUGAAAACGUCAAAAAAAUAGAUAUGAAAAAAACAUUAAAUGAUACAACUUUCAUAUUAACAUGUUUAAAAAAUCAUUUUGUAUUUUACAAUCUAAGUGAAGCAGAACUGUAAUAUAAAAUGUUCAUAUUUUUAAUAGUGAGAAUAUUGUAAACAAAAUGUUUUAUUGUGAGGCAGCUGCAUAAACAUAUAUCUUCAAAUAAUAGGAUCAUGCAACCUGUUUUUUUAUAUUAUAGAGAGGAAGUUUAGAAGUAAUUGUUAAUGAGAAGGUAUUCUAUAUAUUUAAAUUUUAAAGGCUAAGAGAGAAUUAAAAACAGGGGAUGGAUUUGGAGAAUUGGCAUUAUUAUAUAAUGCUCCUCGUUCUGCAUCUGUAAAAUGCUUUGAGAAUUGUAAUCUAUGGGGAAUAGAUAGAAAUACUUUUAGAAGAGCAGUUGAAGAAAUGAUAACAAAAGAAUAUGAAGAAAAUAGAAAGUUUAUGGAAGUAGUUAGAUUUUUCCGUAAGUUCUUUAUAAUAUGUAAUUAGAUAAUUUAACAAAUGAAUAGAAGGAUGCAAUUGCUGCAGUUUUAAUAGUAUAGAAAUUUUAUAAAAAUUAAAUUAUUGUAAAUGAAGGUGAUCCAGGAUCUUCAUUUUAUAUAAUCAAAGAGGUAUAUAGAUAUCUGAUAUAUGACUUUUAGGGAACUGUUUCAGUUUUGAAAGGGAAUAAAGAAGUUAGAAAAUUAUAUAAGGGAGAUUCCUUUGGAGAAUAAGCUUUAUAUUAUAAUACAGUAAGAUAAAUGACUGUUAGAGCAGAAGAUGAUGUUAAAUGUUUAGCAUUGGGAAGAGAUUCAUUAACUAAAAUAUUAGGAGAUUAAGUUCAUGUUGUAACAUUUAGGAAUUUAUAAAAAUGGGCAUUUGAAAAGAAUGCUUUAUUAAGCAAAUUAACUAAGGCUUAGAUUGAUAAAGUUUUAGAUGUUAUGAAAAUAUCUUCAUGUAAAGCUGGUGAUGUGAUUUUGAAAAAAGGAACAUAGGCAAAUUAAAAGAUUAUUGUUAUAAUAGAAGGUAGUUUAAAAAAGAGUAAAUCUGGAAUUACUGUUGCUACUAAAGCAUAAGCAUGGGGAGAGGAAUAUUUCUUAUAAACUAAUAAAGCUAAAAUGUAAUUAUAUAAUUUAUAAUAAUUUAGUUUAGAUGAUGAUAUAGUUAUGGAAACUGAUGGAGUUAUUGCAGAAAUUACAGCUGAUAAUUUUAUAGAUUGUAUUGGAGGAGAAUUAGAAGAAAUUAUUAAAAAAAAUGAAAAAAUCUUAGAAAAAAAAUUAUAAAAGUCAGAUCAAACUAAAAAAAAGGAAGCUUAAAAUAUAAAAAAAUCUGAACUCAGUCAUAUUAAAACUAUUGCUUAUGGUUAAUUUGGUCCUGUUUAUUUAGUUAAAGCUAAAUUUAAUUAAUAAUUAUAUGUUUUAAAAGCAUUUAAUAAAAAUUAGAUUAAUGAACAAACUCUUGAAAAGUAUUUUUAUUUCAUAUUUUUAUGUACCUUCAAUAAGAGAAGCAAGUAUUAGAAAUUGUAAAUUUUCCAUUUAUCAUUUCAUUUAUGAAAACAUUUAAAGAUGCUUUGGAUGUUUAUUUCCUUCUUGAAUAUGUUCGA